AUGUCCUCGGUAGGUCAAGCAGAGGUCUUGCCUCUGCACAGACACGGACAUCCAGCAAGCGGAUCCAUAGCACAAUGGACAAGCACACUGCGCUCGUACCUCCGAAACCUCACCCGGCGGAUCUCGCCCUCGCGUGCCAUCCUCGCCUUCCUCUCAAUUGUUGCCUUCUAUGUCGUCGCCAACUCGCUCUCGUCCUCGUCCGAUUCAAAAUCAUCCAGCGGGAACAGGAGUGGCAGCAAUUUCAGCAACAACAAUGAAGAUCCGUCUAUGCUAGGGCUGUCAUUGAAGGAGAGAAAGAUCCAGCAGGAACGGGAGCGGAUGAUGCUCGAGUGGGACUCGCGCGCCAACUACCGGACAGAUCUCUCAGAAGUCGGACCCGGCCGCAUCAGCUCAUACCCAGCCAGUCUCUUCAAUUCCUUGUCAUCAUCAGAUCAACCCUCGACAUCAAAGUACGUUCCUGUCACGGCCGUGAUCCUCUCCUGGAAGCGCAAGGAGGGCACGAAGGCGGUCGUCGCCCACCUGCGACGAUACCCCUUCAUCCAAGAGAUCCUUAUCUGGAACAACAACCCCGAGAUCGAACUCUAUGCCGCCGACUUUGCGGAUCACGACAGCAACCUCAACACGACCAAGAACGUCUGGCCAUCCGUAACCGUCUUCAACUCGGUCGCGAACCUCCACGACUUCUCAAAGUACACGACCUGCUCUCUCGCCAAGUAUGACUACUGCUAUCUCCAGGACGACGACUGGAUCAACCUCUCGCUCGACUCGCUCUACACCGUCUUUGUGGACCAACCCGAGAGUCUCGUCACCAGCACCGUCCCGGCCAUGUACGCACAGCAACGGACCUGGAUGUUCCAGAACCCACAGUUUGAUCUCCACACAGGAUUCUCUUGGCUCGGCGCUGGCUCGUUCAUGCCUAAGAAGGCCAUUUUCAAGUUUCUAAUGCAACUUGGUGGAAGCAAUCUGUGGAAGGAGCGUGUUCAGCUCUCGGAUCUGUUCUUCUCGCUAUGGAGGAACCAGUAUCCCGUCGUUCUCAGUCAUGCUCUUGCACCACUAGAUCAGAGUUCGAGCUGGAGUGGCAGGAUCGAUCAAUGGAGCGUCGUCUAUGAGCACAUGACGGAUGCGAUGGUCCGUAUCACCACGGUAUUGUCUGGACUGGGAUUGGUACAGGGAUCGCCUCACCGAGCCGGGGCCAAGGCUGACUUUGCUGCAGAGGAAGAAAAACCACUCUUCAAGGAUCGCCACACCAGGUCGAGCUGUACAAACGACAAGUGCCUGUUCCAGACAGAUGUGGACAUGUUCCCAGCACCGGACUCGGUCAAAUGGCCGGCAGAUCCUUACGGCCGGGACAUCCACGCACAUGAGGCCCGCUUCAGAGCGUUGGACUACCCAAGCGCCGAAUUCGUGGCCAUGCAUACCUAUCACUACGCAGUUGAUCAGGAUCUCUCGACCUGCUGGCGCAGCUACCUUGCCCUGGGCAAGAGUAAUUACUUUGGCGUACAGUUUGUGCUUCCAGUCCUCGACUUGGGCGUGAACACCAAGUCGAUUGAAAUCUGGUCGACCCUGGCCUCGACACUUCAGGUUCUCCAAAACAGUGUGGUCAUUAAGGCCAGUGUCGAUGGCGAUGCAUGGAUGACAUGUUCAGGAGAGGCGGAACGGACACAGGGUUCGGUACGGUUUACGGAUGUAAAUUGCGCGGAUGAGGGAAAGAAGGUCGGACUCCAGCUAGAUACGCGGGGGAUCCAGUUUCUUCGUUUCGAGGUGAUCGAAAAGGCCGCCUCGCCGAUCGAAAUUUGCGGCAUGCGCAUCGGGGAUAUGUUGCUGUAG
Molecule: messenger RNA, 1827 nt
Organism: Gamsiella multidivaricata
Lineage: Eukaryota; Fungi; Mortierellomycota; Mortierellomycetes; Mortierellales; Mortierellaceae
Exons: 4
Coding region: 1-1827 (608 amino acids)
Source: RefSeq, a predicted model, not a curated record